UUAAACAAAUGAAAAGCAUUAAGUUAAAGCAAAUCUACUAGCAAUUAAACAAAUCGUGCGGUUGUUAACGUUCUUUAAAGAUUGCGCUUUGUGUUUUUGUGUGUGUAACAAGCUAAAAAGGCCGAAGGCAAAAAGGGAGGCGAAGAGAAAAUGUCACGCAAAGCAGCAGCAGCAGAAAAAGAGUGAAGAAAUUACAUUUAGGGGAGAAGAAAUAUCGCAUGAAAACUCAACAAUAACAAUAUUUUAGGCCCAGAGUCUGUACAAAAAGGCGCAAAUCCAAUGCCACUGUCAAUACAAGCCCCCAACGCGAAUUUGUGCUGAAAAGUAAUUGAAAAUAAAAAAAAGUUUGUUGUUGUUGUUGUUCUAGUGUGUGUUGUGUGUGCGCGUGUGUGUGUAGUGUUGUGUAGUUGUAACUCUCGGCAGGCCAGACACCUGCAAAUGCAAGGAGGAGCGAGAUGAAAACAUCUGAACUGGUCCUGCGGAGGCGCCCAGCUACUACAGUCCAUGCUAUCUGGCUUGAAUGUCGUCGAUAAUUGAACUGGAACCCCGUUGCAACUGGAACUGGCACUGCGACUACCACUACUAUUCACUGGCACAAUGCAAAGUUUGGACUCAUCAUGCCAAGAAGCAGACUUCAUCAUAAAUGACACGCUCAAGAAGCUAAAGGGAGACAACCCACUGAAUGCGAGUGCCCAGAGUCUGGUGCACGCCGUUAACUCGGCCGUACCACAACAAUUUGUCUACACAUCCACACAAAGCUCACCACAGUCACACCAGGCGCAACAUCCGCAGCAGCAGCAACAUCAAUCAUAUUCGCUGCACACCGUGUUCCAAAACGCGUGCUCGCCCCCGCUUGCCAUCAACAGUCAGCAGCAGCAACAACUGUCACCGGCUGCCUCGGUUACGGUCAGCUUUCCAACCAGUAGCAAGUCGUUCUUGGAGACGAGCCUGCUGCAGGCCAUACCACAAAUACCUGCGCAACCGCCCAUUUGCAUAUUCGAUGAUGAUGACUCGCCCGCAGAGCUUACGCCCACUGGGGGCAACAUUGUCAUACUCACGGAGCCACAGACACACUCGCAUGCCACAAGCGGAAUGGCGGUGGCACCUUCACCCUCAUCGUGUUCCUCUUCGACCACAACGUUGUCAAACUUUAACUCAAUUACGUCGCCCUCGCCGGUAGUUCCUGAUCUGCUGCUCUCCACGCCUCCCGGUGUCAAUUCCAGUCUAAACAGCAAUAAUAACAACAAUAACAACAGCAGCAAUUAUCAGCAGCAAUCUCACACCAGCAGCAAUAACAACAAGAAGGCCGAUCGGCGGCCAGCCUCUAGUAGUUCAAAUGCUUCGUCUGGCAGCGGUCAUCAUCAGCAGCAGCAGCAUCAACAUCACCACCACCAUCAUCAGCAACACCUGCACCACCAACAGUCACAUAAUCACCAUGGGCUAGCAUCGCCCCAAACCUCGCCCAGCAAGCGGCAAAAGAAUAGCAGCAGCGGCGGCAGCAGCAACAACAAGGAGCCCACAUCUAAUUCCUCUAGUCGUAGUACAGCCCUAACGUCCGCAUCAACGCGUGCUGGCGCCGGCGCUGGCUCCCAAAGCAACACUCAAAGCGCUGUCGCUGCCAACCCGUCCAGCAGCAGCAGCAAGCGCGAUGCAAUCACAAAGUUUGUCAACAUACACGGCAAGAUCAAGGAACUCUAUCUGCAAAUGCUCAGCAAUGACCUCAAUCACUUUGCUGAAACGGGGUUGAAGCAGCGCAGUCGUUCCUUUAUACUGGAGCGUCUGGUAGAAUGCGAAAAGCUAAACACGAUUGUGGUCAAUCUAUAUCCGGGCAACAAGGGCUACUCGCUGGCGCUGCAUUAUGAUGAGCAGCUGAUGUUAAAUCCGCACACCAAUGAAUGGAUCGAGCUGCCAGGCACUGAGCCCGUCAGCGAAAAGAGCGCACGUGGCAAGGCACAGCUUGAUGGCGACGGCGGCCAGUACAAGAGCAAGUCCAGGCUAGGUGACAACGAGGAGCAAAGUGCGGCGACGGCGAGUUCUAACUAUGGCUUGGUCGAAGUGCUUCGCUGGCCAUACGAGAACGACUUUCUGCUGCAGUGCAUCGAUCGCGAACUGCUACCCGAGUUCCUCAUGGAUCUGCUAAAUGCGGAAACCGUCAGCCUGAGCUCGCCCCAAGACGGCAACGAGGGUGCCCGCGUGCAUGCCAAGCCGAGCGUAUUCUAUGCCGGCUGUGUAAUUGCACAAAUCCGCGACUACCGCCAGACAUUUGCCACCUCAACGAAUAUCUGUGAUAUGAAGCACAUACUGCUACGUCCCAGCAAUGCGACGCUCUUCGCGGACGUGCAGCAGCUGGGAAAUACGCUGGGCUGGGCCGCUGCGACGCCGGAGGAUCGCCUAGCGCUCGAGAGUCAACUGGUGCUGGCCACGGCGGAGCCGCUGUGCCUUGAGCCGGACCCAAACAUUGGCCGCCAGGCCAUCAAUGCCCAACAUGAGCGCCAGCGUUACAAUUCGCACGAAAUGCGCCGCCAAAUGAAGAAGUUCACCCAGGUGGCCAUCAAUCGCAAGCGCAAACUGGAUCAGUUCACGCAUCAUGAAGGUCUCGAGCUCUGCGACUAUCUAACGCGUCUGCGCCAGCGUCCGCGCAAUGCCAGCAACAGCAGCGCAGCGAACGCAACGCCCGCCACAGCGCCCAGCAAUAAUCCGCUGGUGGGCGCCAUGCUUAGCUCGUUCACUUCGAAGGUGCCGCGACGACCGCAGGAGGUCAUACGGCCCAUCAGGCCACCCUGCCUGGAGUAUCCGGCCAAUCUGAAGGUGCCCGAGCAUGUGAUCAGCGUGGAGAAGUACGCCAAGACCUUUGAGCCGCUCAACGAGUUCAGCGAGGCCUGCAAGGAUGGCUGCCAGCCCAGCUGUCGCCACAACUUUCAGCCGCAGCUCAUCGAGGAGUAUGUGCUGGAGACGGAGCGCGAGGCGAACGAGGGGCGUCGCGCUCUCUAUCACAUCAAGCUCUCCAUCUAUCAGCGACCCUCGGAUGCCGAGUACCUGGGCGAACUGUAUGUGGAUCGCGACUAUCGCGAGGGUGAACGCAAUGGUGAAUCCUGUCGCUUUGCGCUGGGCACGCGUGUCCAUGCGAAUCGCUACAUACAGCAAUUCCGUGAAAUAUUCACCGAGGAGGGACGCAAGGCUGUUAAGAUUACGCAUCUGAUACCAGGACAUGUGCCAAUUGUUACCCACACUGGCCUCACCAAUGAGCAACGUUUGAUUUUGCAACAGCAGCAGCAGCAGCAACAACAGCAGCAACAGCAGCAGCAACAACAACAGCAGCGGCAAGCACAAUUUACUCAACAACAGCAGCAACAACAACAACAACAGCAGCAGCAGCAGCAACAACAGCAACAACAACUGCCAGCAACAGUGCAUCAUGUAGCGCAAGCGCAACAAAACAUUAAUCUGCCAAUGAAUCGCCAACAAAUUGCAAACAAAGCUGUGAACAAUACAAUAAGCGUGCAGCAAACGUUUCGCCAGCAACCACAACAGCAGCAGCAGCAACAACAGCAACUGGCUACCGCCACACAGUUUACAGUCGAUGCUGGUCUACAGCUGCAGCAGCAACAAGGGCAGACAGCACAGCUUGCCACUGGCAACAACAUCUUAAUACAACAAUCACCUCAGCAUCAGCAGCAAAUACAACUACAGCAGCUUGCAGUGGGCAGCAACGCAACCAACACAACCACUCAUCAGGUGAGCCUAAGCAACGGUUCGCUCGUGCUCCUGCAACAGGAGCAACAGCAGCCACAGCAGCAACAGUUGGCCGCAGCGCUGCAGCACUCGGGCAUCACCAUCCAACCAGCCAAUAUACAGCAGCAGCAGCAGCAGCAACAACAGAAAGCAACCAAUGCACAGCUGAACACGGCCAUAGGCGCCAAUUCCGCAUUGCGUGCCCAACUCAACUCCAAUGUGCCAAUUCUCCAAUCACAGCUGAAGGUAGCGCCGAUUGUGACGACACAACAUCAGCUGCUACAGAAGCAGCAGCAGCAGCAACAACAACAGCAGCUACAGAUAACUGCCAACAACAACAAUACAAUCAACAAUAAUAAUAAUAAUAACAAUAACAAUACGGCAAUGCAUUCGAAUCCUGCGAUUAACGCCAUAGUCACCAGCAUUAUGAACUCUGCUAACCAAUAUCAACAACAGCAGCAGCAGCAGCAGCAACAACAGCAGCAGCAAAUGCAGCAGCAGCAACAUCAACAGCUCUCUGUCAGCACGACGAACAACAACAACAACGCGAACGCCACCACGUUGAAGAACUCCAGCAAUGCAUCUAUAUUGAAUUUGCUGAACAGCGCGCCGGCGGCCAUGACCAGCACGCCAGUGGCCAGUGGCACCUUCACCACCUCGGGCAGCGGCCAGCAGCAGACCUUAACGCUGGUGCAUCAUCCGCCUCAACAACAGCAGCAGCAGCAACAGGCGGGCUCCAAUACAGUGGACACUGGCACGACCACCUAUGUGCAGACGACGCGUGGCACGCCCACUUUGGUGGGUACACAGCGCAAGCAACAAUCCAGCGAAGUGCUGCAGAACCUGCUCAACUCGAAUCGCAAGAUUAACAUUGUGGGCGCCAGCGGCACCACCGCCUUUCGCACCAAUUCCGCGGGCAAUCUAAUUGCUGUGAACUUCAAUCAGCCGCAGGCGCAGGCAAUGCAACAGCAGCAGCAGUCCGGCGACGGCAAUCAGACAGUGCGUGUCUCCAUGUCAGCGCUGGCCUCACAACUGGCUUCGCCACCAGCGAUAAUGACCAAUCCUGCAACCAGCUAUGGAGCGUAUACGGUCAGCACAGGCGGCGUCUGCGGCAGUCUUAAGAUACUCAACACCGGCCAGCAACAGCAGCAGCGCUUGCUAAGUUCACUGCGUCGGGACAGCACAACGGCGCCACCGAAUGCCAUUGUUGUGGGCAUGGCGGCGCCCUCGCCUGGCAGUGAUUCGAAUGCUUCUAAUGCCAGCGGAUUUGCAGUGCCCACCAAUCUGGCAGGCAGCAGUGGUGGCGGGACGCUUAGUGCGCUGCUUACGAAUGCCGCAACGCCAUCGCCAUCGGGUUCGGAUCACUCGCAGUCCUCGCAGACGCACCAGAACCAAGUGCUGCUCGACCGGCUCAGCAAUGUGACCUCCAAUGUGUCCGCCGUGCCCAUGCCGCACAUGUCGCCGCAGGGACAGCCGCAGCAGCAACAGCAGUAUAUAACAAAAACUCUGGUGCACUCACCCGCCACCUCCUCUAUACACUCGCCCAUGUCUAGUCCGCAUCCGCAGCCCUCUGCCUCGCCACAGCAGCAGCAACAGCAGCAGCAGACAACAACCACGCUCAAUCUGCAGGGCCUCAAUCUGCUGCAGGGCGCCAUCUCCAACUUUACCAAUCUGCAGAAUGUCCAGGUGCAGUUGCCCGGCUUCACGCAACCCAUCUCGCUGCAGUUCUCCGGCAAUCAGCAGCAGUCCAACUCAACGGGCGCUACAAAUGCCAAUUCGCUGGCGCAGACGCAGCAGCGUAGCGUGUUGGUCUCAGUGCCAGUCUCGUCGCAACAGCAGCAGCAGCUCUCGCAUACGAUAACUUUGCAGCCCACGCAGCAGCAACACCAACAGCAGCAGCAGCAGCACCAUCAACAGCAACAACAACAGCACCAGCAGCUGCCUGCUCCGGGCACUAUUGUAAGCCUGCCCUCAACUGUGGCGGGCACACAGACUGUGGUCAUCACCAACAAUGCAGCGGGCAGCGGCGGCAACAGCGCAGGCGCCAACAAUGCUGGCGGCGGCAACACGGCGAUGCUUACUUUGCCCAUUGCUCAAAUAGUUGGCGCCGGUGUGCAGAAACUAAAUCCUCAAACAAUACGUACCUCAGGCGCAGCUGCAGCGGCGGCUGCGCAGCCACGCACGCGCAAUGUUCAAGUGGUGGGCAGCAAGCAGAUGGCCAACAGUCGACAGCUGCUCACCACGCAGCGACAGAUAGGCGGCUCCACGCUCAAAAUAGCCACAGCGCCCAUGAAUGCCAAUGCAGUUGCUGGCCCCGUAGUUAUGUCUGCGCAAAAGCUACAGAUGAAGACUGUUAAAGCGUCAACGCAGCAGCCGCAGCAGCAGCAGCAACAACAACAGCAGCAGCAGCAACAACACCAGCAUCGCAUACUCAACACAAGCGGCAGCACAGUCAACGCCCAAACACUGCCUAGUCCCGGCCAAAUGCCGCAGCAAAUGCAGCAGAUACAGCUGGGCGGACGCGCUGGCAAUGCGACAGCGGUGAUGAGCCAGCGCACGCUGACGGCGCUCACCAAGCAGCAGCAGCAGCAACAGGCUGCUGUCAAUCGCAGACGUUCGACCACCGAUGCGACCAAGUGAAAAUGAAACUGUUAAUUGAGGAGAGAAGAUUUGUAAUAAGGCUACGCGUUGUGUAUUUGCAUGAUAUUAUAGUUUAUGGUUAAACAUUUAAAUAGCACUAUCUACCAUAACCAUAUACAUACAUACCUACAUAUAUAUAUAUAUAUAGCUACGUACAUAUAUUCUGAUGUGUAUAAAGUGUAAGUGAGAGUAGCUGAGAUGAGUUGUAGGACUGUUCAAGCCGCAAGCGAUCAACAUUCGUCAGACAGCUCAUUUUAAUUUUUGGAGUUGGCGCUAGCAGAAACGAAACAAAUAAGAAACGAAAAACAAAAC
Messenger RNA from Drosophila busckii, 6684 nucleotides. RefSeq lists its product as uncharacterized. Gene Ontology annotation, molecular function: transcription coregulator activity. The record is from RefSeq and is a predicted model, not a curated record. Gene Ontology annotation, biological process: regulation of transcription by RNA polymerase II. The coding region runs from base 598 to 6372 and encodes 1924 amino acids. Lineage: Eukaryota; Metazoa; Arthropoda; Insecta; Diptera; Drosophilidae. Gene Ontology annotation, cellular component: SAGA complex. The transcript is spliced from 7 exons.